This is a messenger RNA of Aspergillus melleus, 300 nucleotides long. RefSeq lists its product as uncharacterized. The transcript has a single exon. The record is from RefSeq and is a predicted model, not a curated record. NCBI's taxonomy places the organism in Eukaryota, Fungi, Ascomycota, Eurotiomycetes, Eurotiales, Aspergillaceae. Bases 1 to 300 code for a protein of 99 amino acids.
AUGACUGGCACUCUUGCUCCCCACAAAGCUUCGCUCGUGAAAGAUUCUCAUCCGAGUCAGGGGUUGAUCGGCGAGAUCUUCGUUGCUACCCUAUGUGGCAACAGGAAAUCUGCCUGGUUCAGGGACGACACCGACUUGACGGUCAGCAGGCUCAAAUCUGAAUUUUGGAUAUUCAGUGAACGUGGCUUGUACUCGUCAGGUUUUCACGGUGACCGCUCGUUGCGCGCUUGCCGAACUACGCAGCAAAUUCCAACCAGAAAGCGAGUUUUUACGGUCGCGGAAAACCCAAUUGGGUUAUGA